Molecule: messenger RNA, 711 nt
Organism: Paramuricea clavata
Lineage: Eukaryota; Metazoa; Cnidaria; Anthozoa; Malacalcyonacea; Plexauridae
Source: the annotation of a GenBank genome assembly
AUGGAUGAUUCUUCAGAUGAUGAAAGUUUUUACAUUACACAAUCGUCGACUGGAGGGAGAAGCGCAACGACAGAUAUCGACGAUGAUUUGUUUGAUACGACAACCCUGUUCGACGAUGGACAAUUGCAAAAUGCAGUCACCGGUAAAAAUACCGAAAAGACAGUGGCCGUGACGAGCUUUGAUUUGUUUGAAGGUAGGUUACUGAAUUUUACAAAGUAUUUAGUUUUCCUGUUCAGUUCUAGCAUACUAAUCGAAGGUGAUCGUUUUCGUCUAGAUGGAGAGAUUGAUGGUGAAUUGUUUGAAGCGGCAAGUCUUUUCGACAGUGAAAAAGCACGACAUACAGAGACGAAUAAAGAAAUUCAAAAUGCAGGGGCCGCUAAGAGAUUUGAAUCACUUCAAGGUAGGUUGGUGGGUUUUACUGUAUUAUUCAUUUUACUGUUCUGUUCUAAGGUAACAAAAGUUCUUCAUAUUUUCGUGUAGGAAAAAGAUUUCGAAAACCAAUAACUUCUUCAAAGUGCGAAAGGUUCGGGCAAAGUUGGACAUCCGAGGCUAGUCGAAAGAAGUGGCGUUGGGUAUUGAGAACCUUCGAAGAAUGGCGAGCCGCAAGAAAUCAUGCCGUGUCUUCUAACAAUGAAAGCUAUGACGACGAACCACUGGUCAACGCAAGUUUAGAGGAAAUGUCUGACGAACAGUUGGACUUUUUCCUUGCAC